AUAACUGUUGUGCGAUUUAUUUAAACAAAGGUGUGCGCCCGCUCUUAUAGUCCGUUUAACAAAUGUUUUGUGUUGUAAAUGACACUGAACAGCCCCAACAUAAGCCUUCUGGAGUUUUUUUGCCUCAUUUUUGAGCUUGAUUAGGUAUUUAUAGGUUAUGUAUUUUUUCCAUUCAAAAUAGACAUUAGAAUUUACGUUUUUUUGUAGUUUUAACACCUGUAUAACAAAGCAUAUUUUCUAGAACAGCCUAUUAAUAAUAUGUAAACAGCUGUUAAGUGAAAGAGUUAUUGUUUUGUUGAUUUAUUUUACGAUAUUAAAAUACAUACAAGACGGUUCAGUUAAUAUUUAAGUACGCAUAAAACAGCGCCAUUUUUACGUUUGACAGUUCAUUUUGUCUGUGGAAUUAUUAGGUAAUAGAUUAUAAAAGUUGGCAGUUCUUGUUACAAAUAUAUAAAAUUCUCGGAAUUAUAAUGCUACGAAAUAAAAAAUAUGUGUACGGUUCGGAUUCAGUGUUGGUGCCCUCUCAUCUUCAUUUCGGUACCUUAAUGUUGGAGAAGUGUAAAUUGUAUAGAGAUGCGAUUGCCUUGUUAGAUGCAUUUACUGGCGCUAAAAUGUCUUACGGUGAGUUGGCGCAGUUGUCGGUUGACAUAGCGCUGUCUCUCUCUCGCAUAGGAGUGAGAAAAGGAGAUGUGAUAUGCAUUUGUUCUGAAAAACGAAUGGAGUUUAUACCUACAAUGAUAGGAGUUUUGUGCGUUGGUGCAACGUUCACGACAGCCGAUAUUAGUUGUAGGAACGCUACAAUACUCUAUCGUAUAAAUAUGACAAGACCUAGAAUAAUGUUUUGUUCGACUGCUACUUAUAAAAUACACAAGGAAACUUUAAAGUCUGUGGCAACACUGGAGAAAAUUAUUGUCUAUGGAGACAUAUCUGCGGAUGGAGUUAUACUCUUCAAGAACUUUUUAUCGGAGCAUGCUCCUAUUGAAGAUUUCUCUCCUACACCAGUUAACGGUUGGCGUGAUGUCGCAUUAGUGUUAUAUUCAUCCGGAACUACAGGACAACCGAAGGCUGUACCUCUUACACAUCUUAAUUACCUUCUGUGCCAUCAACAUGGACUUCGUAACAGUCAAUUUACAAAUACCAAAAUGCUGAGUACUCGAGAAUGGUAUUAUACUUACGGUCUGAAUCAUACAAUCGGGACGUUACUCGUCGGUGCUACUGUGGUAUUCACGAGGGACCAAAUCAUUGAUUAUUUACAAGCAAUCCAGGAUUACAAGGUUAGCAUUAUACAAGUAGUGCCUACCACAAUAAGAGAUCUCGUCAAUUCUAACCUACAAAAUUAUGACGUAUCUUCAUUACUUUGUAUGAUGUCAACGAGCACUCCAAUCGACGCUGAUUUAGUAAAAACUGCAAAAUUGAAGUUUCCUAACCUCAAACAAGUCUCUCAAAUGUACGGUAUGACAGAAGCUGGUUGUUUGUGCGAUGAUUUAAGAUCUCCAGAUGGUUCAAAACCGGGGAGUGUUGGUUGUGUAAACCCGGGUGUUGUUUUCAAGAUAGUAGAUCUUAAUACCAGAGAAGCUCUAGGACCAAACGAGCGAGGUGAAAUAUGCUUCAAAACACCAUCUCUGAUGCCAGGUUAUUUAGGGGACAUGUCUCUUGAUUAUUUAGACGAAGAAGGUUUCUUUAAAUCCGGCGAUAUCGGCUACUACGAUGAAGAUCGUUACAUCUACGUUACGCAUAGAAUAAAAGACAUCAUCAAAUACAAAGGAGCCACGGUGUCUCCAAGUGAGAUAGAAGCAGUACUCCUGCAGUAUCCAGGAGUUAAAGAAGCUUGUGUAGUAGCAAUCGACCAUACACACGGGGAAGUUCCCGCCGCGGCUGUGGUAGCGGAUGACGUCACUGAAGAAGAUCUUAUGACGUUUGUGGCUGAACAAUUAACAUCCAUCAGUUUGGAAGGAGGUAUAAGAUUUGUUGAUCACCUACCCAAAGUUGCUGGUGUAAAAUUUGACAGAAAAGCCAUUAAAGAUUUAUUUGAAGAUUAAGGUUUUCUGUAACAUAAUUUGGAUACAAUAAAUGGUUAUAUCUUAAA
This is a messenger RNA of Papilio polytes (common Mormon), 2086 nucleotides long. RefSeq names its product luciferin 4-monooxygenase-like. The record is from RefSeq and is a predicted model, not a curated record. Gene Ontology annotation, biological process: long-chain fatty acid metabolic process; fatty-acyl-CoA biosynthetic process. The transcript is spliced from 11 exons. NCBI's taxonomy places the organism in Eukaryota, Metazoa, Arthropoda, Insecta, Lepidoptera, Papilionidae. Gene Ontology annotation, molecular function: long-chain fatty acid-CoA ligase activity. The coding region runs from base 471 to 2039 and encodes 522 amino acids.